Rhinichthys klamathensis goyatoka is the source of this 2095-nucleotide messenger RNA. It is a transcript of the gene cunh5orf34, whose product is annotated as chromosome unknown C5orf34 homolog. Bases 139 to 2016 code for a protein of 625 amino acids. The transcript is spliced from 12 exons. Lineage: Eukaryota; Metazoa; Chordata; Actinopteri; Cypriniformes; Leuciscidae. The record is from RefSeq and is a predicted model, not a curated record.
UUUGACUCGCGCCUGUGGAGUUUGUUUGUGUCUCUUCAGUGAUUGUUAGUGUUUAUGUUUAGACUGUCGCAGUCAAAUAAUUAUGUAAAUUGUUUUGAGUUCCAGCCGUAGCGUUUUCAGUGUCAUGUUGAGUGAGUCAUGUGUUCGGUUAGGUUUAUGGUCAUGUAUGUGGAUGAGUCUGUGGAUGUGUAUUACGCAGACGGGUGCAGACUUCAGCUCUCACCCUGCGGAUCUGAAUUCAUGAUAGAGAAACACUUGUCACCCUCUGCACACCCGCUACAGCCCAGAGAGAGAGUCAGACAGAGAACAAGAUUCGCCAUCAGCGAGUAUAAGGCACUGGUAGUGAAUGCUUUGGAAUUCAGAAACAAGUAUGCAACUCAUCCAUAUUUGCCUGAAGAGCUCAUAACAGUGGAAUUCAACAAGAAGUUCAACAGUGCCAUAACUGAGGUUGAGUGGCCAGGGUCUGACUCUUGCACCACUGGGUCGCAUGGAGAGAUCACAGUUUGCUCUGUUGAUGGACAUGCUGAACUGGUUCUUUCCUCUUCUGGAGAAGAGUUCACGGUGGAGUUUAUCUGUCGGUCCAGCCAAAAUGAAGUAGAGUCGCAGUAUUUGCAGCUUCAAGGUCACCAACACAAAAGCACAUGUUUAUUAAGUGGCUCGUCAUUCAAAUCUGCCACGGUUAAGGGUUUAACCUCCUCAGCUGGUGCUUGGUUGGACCAUCCUGGGUCAGUCGGAAAAGCCCCCAAUAUGGAAAGACAGGAAUCAACAAGCUUGAAGUUUGAAAAGGUGCAUGUGUACACCAGAGUGAUCCAGCAGUAUUCCCGAGUGCUUUACCCACAGAUGUGGUGCUAUCCUCUGUCAUUGGCUGUCAAGCAUUGGGAAUCACAAAAAACUCAAAUAAAUACUAUCAAUGGGCCAGGUAGAAAAGGUUUAACAAAUAGCGAAGAUAGACAAACAUCUCAAACAGGGCUGAAGACUCAUCUUCCCAAACCAUUGCCUUUAAAAUGUCCCUCUCCUCAUCAGCACAGGUGGAGAUAUGACACUGUGAGUCCUGAUUUGCUGGAUCAGGAAGAGGAAGUAACAGCUGAGCUGGUGAAGGUGGUCUGGUGCAAAGGCAUUAUAUACCGUAUAGUAGAUGGAGUGAUACCGAUGGUAGAAAUCUCACCCGGUGAUGGUUCAUUCAUUAGAUCCAAUGGCGUUUUAGCCAAUUACUUCACACAUUACAAAGCUGGAGCUGCUCACAGAGAUGCAGUGGAGUGUGUGUAUUUCCUGUGUGGUCUCCCACCUGACGUACCGGGUCAGCUGUAUUCUGUCCAAUCUAUCGUCACACGGGCCAGCAGGAUUCUGAAAUGUUUCAUGCAGGCCAGAAGCUCCCUGAGGGUCCCGCUCUCUCUUUACUGCUGGAACGAGCAGGCUGCGGUGUGUGAUUGUGUACCUGUGGUUCAGGAGGUGACGGUGGCAGGGACAGGACAUUUCAAAGCUCUCUCAGACGGGACUGUCGAGGUCUUGUUCCUGGAUGGAGUUAGGGCUCAGAUGAUGUGGAAGUCUGACACAUGUACACCUGCACAGUGUGGAGAAAUGGAGCAGAGACUCGAGACAGAAACCAAACCAUCUCACAGGUGGUGCCAGCUCAAUAUGCCAGAUGGGCACCAAACUCUUGUCCAAGUCGAGACAGACAAAACAUAUCACAGGUAUGUGUCGGUAGUAGUGCAGUGGUGUGACUGGGUAAAACAGAGCAUGAGCGCAGUGGGUGUGGCUCUCUCAGACUCCGCCCAUUCUGACACUCCUCAACCAAUAACGUGCAGGUCUGUUGUUUCAGAGCUGGAAAAGAUCAAGAGGUUUAACUUUUUGUUGGAGAACAGCCCUGUCCUGCGUUCUACAGCGAGAUCUUUGAGAUGUGAGCGUUCUCCUGAUCUCUCCGAGAUCAAACUCACAGAGAACUGCAUCUCUGAGGCUCUGCUGAAGACCUCCAGAGCCAUACAGGACAUCGACACGCUCCUAUCGGACAGACCGUAGGCUAGACACACAGUUCCAGAAGAGCUUUCCAAAAACAUUCCCCCAAAAAUUGUGUGGUUUAUGGAUCAGGGAAAUGGAA